Molecule: messenger RNA, 1787 nt
Organism: Candoia aspera
Lineage: Eukaryota; Metazoa; Chordata; Lepidosauria; Squamata; Candoiidae
Gene: DOC2A
Product: double C2 domain alpha
Exons: 10
Coding region: 51-1211 (386 amino acids)
Biological process (GO): exocytosis; spontaneous neurotransmitter secretion; regulation of calcium ion-dependent exocytosis
Cellular component (GO): synapse; membrane
Source: RefSeq, a predicted model, not a curated record
AUGAAUAAGUGGAUUUUUCUCCCCUUUCAGCACAGCUGACUGCUCAUCCAAUGACCGUCCGCCGUGGAGAUCGUGCUCCAGUCCCUAUCCGAGAGCACAUGGCCAUUGAUGUGUCCCCAGGACCAAUACGACCCAUCGCCCAAAUUUCAGCUUAUUUUCCACACCCUGGGCUGGAAGGGGUGCUGACAACACAAGAGAGGAUGAGGGGUGAAGGAACAACAGCUGUGCCCCCAGGAACUGGAGAAGGAGAAUCCACUGAUGGAUAUGAUUCUGAUGAGAACACAUCGCUUGGGACUCUUGAAUUUGACAUUCUCUAUGAUCCAGAAAGCUGCACCCUUGACUGCACCAUCCUACGAGCCAAGGGACUGAAGCCAAUGGAUUUUAAUGGCUUGGCUGACCCUUAUGUCAAAUUGCACCUCCUUCCAGGCGCUUGUAAGGCAAACAAACUGAAAACACGCACCCAGCACAACACUCUCAAUCCCGUGUGGAACGAGGCCCUCAUCUACAAUGGGAUAACCGCGGAGGACAUGGCCCGGAAAACGCUGCGAAUCUCUGUCUGUGAUGAGGAUAAAUUGACCCACAAUGAGUUCAUAGGAGAGACUCGGGUGCCCCUGAGACGCCUGCGUCCUGGCCAGAAAAGACAUUUCAACCUGUGCUUAGAACGGCAACAACCGCUGGCAUCCCCUUCCUCCAUGACUGCAGCCCUGCGUGGAAUCUCCUGCUAUCUGAGAGAGUUGGAACCCCCAGCUGGCUGGGCCCUGGAAGAAAGGGGUCGCAUCCUGCUCGCCCUCACAUACAUCUCCGAACGUCAUGGAUUACUGGUGUCUAUUCUCCGCUGCGCCCACUUAGCUGCCAUGGAUGUGUGCGGCUACUCGGACCCUUAUGUAAAAACCUACCUGAAGCCAGAUGAAGAGAAAAAAUCGAAGCAUAAAACAACCGUGAAAAAGAAAACACUAAACCCAGAGUACAAUGAGGACUUUUUCUAUGAGAUUGAACAAUCAGAUCUUGGUCACAAAUCCUUGGAAAUAACUGUUUGGGAUUACGACAUUGGGAAAUCAAAUGACUUCAUUGGUGGGGUGACCCUGGGAUUAGGGGCCAGCGGGGAGUGCCGGCAACACUGGCUCUCGUGUCUGCAGACCUCUGACUGUCGCCUGGAACAUUGGCACACCCUCACCAACGAGCUCCCAGAAUCCUCCACGUUUGGCCCCUGAGGCCCCCGUGACUCCCCGUAGAACUGCACCCUCCUACCUUGCCUGCCUGCCAAAAACCAACCGGAGGGGCCCAGCACCCAGAGGCCCCUCCUUUGCACGAGGACGUUUGCACGUUUCAAAACUACUUGUUGUGGGGGACCAUUUAUGCUACGCUCUAGGGAGGCAUUCAGACAGAAGGCGUUCCUCUUCCGGUAUAUUAAGGCAACACGGUGGGGGAUUGGGGGCAGACGCAGAAGGGCUGGACAGGCAAGAAGAGCCGGAGGCCUCUGACGGACGGGCAAUGAUUGGAAUUGCUACCUGUACCAAGCGAGCAUCAAAUCAGUGAAGUCAAAAGCAAUUCCUCGGUCCUCCCAGUCUUUCUCUUCCCCCUUCUCUUCUUUCUCACCUUGUAAACUAAGAAUUGUUAUGCAACGCUUCUACUUUUAUACAAGAUCUUUGCUGGCUGCAAAAUGUUUUUUUUUUUUUAACCUUUAAAAAGUAACCAGCAAGUCCAAAGGAUCAAGCCAGUGUUUCUCAACCUUGGCCGCUUUAAGACGUGUGGACAUCAACUCCCAGAAUUGAAGUCCGCACAUCUUA